This is a messenger RNA of Sphenostylis stenocarpa, 627 nucleotides long. NCBI's taxonomy places the organism in Eukaryota, Viridiplantae, Streptophyta, Magnoliopsida, Fabales, Fabaceae. The record is from the annotation of a GenBank genome assembly.
AUGACUCCCUCUACAAGAAGGUCACGAGGCAAGUCUUCAAGCUCAAAGAACAAGUCAAGAUUUACCAAUCUCCAAAUGGUCCAAUCUAGUGAUUCCUCUAUGAAUGUCUUCACUUUCAAUGUAGCUCCAAACAAUGAUGUCAUGGAGUCUAUCUUUGACAUUGCGCAUCGAGACCAUGUUAGUAUCACCGUCAUUAGUGCUUCUGGAACAAUCAACAAGGUGACUCUCCAAUCUUCAAGCCACAGUACAUCCUCUCUCAUACUCCAUGGACCCUUUACCUUGGUCUCCCUCACUGGUUCCUAUUUAUACAACAACCAAUACACCCUUCACCCCGGAGCCUCCCCACCCUUUCCCUUAUCCUUUGGGAUCAACCUCUCCACCUCUCAAGGUGAAGUCUUUUGCGGCAUCGUUGGUGGUAGAGUCAUUGCUGGUGAGAAUGUUAGGGUCACAAUCUCCAUGUACAAUAACCCUGAUAUUUUGAAGUACACGAUCGAAUGUUCAGAAAGGGAUGACAAUCAUAAUGACAAUAAUAACAACCUCAAUUAUAACAAUAACCCUAAUAAUUUCAAUGGGGGUGAUGACUUGUUGGAGUUCAACCCAGUUACCCUUGGGGUUCGUGGGUGGUGA